AUGAACAGACAAUCACAUCUCAUCCUGAAAAAUAUUCAAAAUGGAAAUAAUCCUAUUAUUGUUCACACCCCAUUCAGAAUGACCGGCACUUUUGAUGGGGUUAUUUCAUUUGAUCAUAAUCGUUUUCUAUUUAAUGGAAAUGCAAAAGUCAUUGAUGAAAACGCAAUGGAUAUGGAAUUAAAAGAUGAAUUAGACAAAGUAAUUGACCAAGAGGAACAAAAAAUAACUCAACAACAAGAAAAACAAUUACAAGAGGCUGAAGAAGAAAAGGUAAUAAAGAAACAAAAUGAAGAGACAAAAAAAAUAACUCCUAAUAAAGAACUAAAUGAUGAGAUCGUUGUUUCAUCAGAAGGAGAAGAGAGUAAUGAAACAAUUGUGAGAACUACACCACGAGUAAUUUCUAUUCACCAAAGACUCUUAAAUGAAAAAAAACCAAGAAUUUCAUCAAUAGUCAAAGAAUCUUCUAAUUCAUUACCUAAAAAGGAAAGUAAAAGUGUAAAUGUUGAACCAGAAACGGAGUCAUUACAAAGUAAAGAACUAAAACAAAAUAAUGAACAAACAAAAGAAGUCAAACCAGCAAAAGAAAUUAAAGCCACUGAAGUGAUUAUUAAUAUCAACAAAGACAAUAAACAACCAGAACCAAAAGAAGAAAAUAAAAAAACUACGUUCGAUACAAUUGCUAGUGCAACAGACAAUUUCCUAGAAUCGUUGUUAUGUCUAGAGUGUAGCUUCGAUGAUUAA
Messenger RNA from Entamoeba nuttalli P19, 741 nucleotides. RefSeq lists its product as hypothetical. NCBI's taxonomy places the organism in Eukaryota, Evosea, Mastigamoebida, Endamoebidae. The coding region runs from base 1 to 741 and encodes 246 amino acids. The transcript has a single exon. The record is from RefSeq and is a predicted model, not a curated record.